CUGAUCCGAGCGCACAGCUGAUCCACCCACAGACGGAAAGUCAAUGGCUACCGGCAAUGUUCUUUUGUUCUCAACAGAAGAAAGAGGUUCACACGGUUUUGGAGUGAAAUGAGGUGCCAUGUCCUCGGGGAAGUAAUCAGGAUGGUACACAGACACAUUAUUAGAGGAACCUGCUGUAAUUCGAGCUUCUGAUCAACCAAACUUUCUUCAGUUGAGACUCCGCCCUUGUUUUUCAAUUUGAGGUGUUGAUAUCAUUUUAACCGCACGACAGGACUUCUACUUCAGACACCCAAACUGAGUUCAUGUUAUGGAAACGAUGGAAAGUGCAGCCCCGGAGUCCAGAGCUGAACGGAUAGCGCGCUACAAAGCGGAGAGACGCAGAGAGCUGGCCGAACGCUACGGCAGCCAGGAAGAGGAGCUCCCGUCUAAGUGGUCGAGAAGAGAGAGGGAAGGACGUGGCGUGCGUGACUCUACAUAUGUGGAUAAGUCUGUUUCGGGAGGAAUGUAUGGAGGGAUGGGGAGGAAUGGACAAAUGGAAGAGAGGCCUGUUCCCACAAAGAUCUCCAAUGGGUGUAAGGUGAACUCCAGUGGAGAGAACACACACCAAAGCAGGGAAGGUUUGUUAGGCUCGUCUGGUACAGUGGCAGGGGAAAAGCCUCCAGACUCCCAUGGGCCUUCAACCCCUGACACUCCUCAGUUACACACUCAUGUAUCUGUAGGCCGGCUGAGGAACGCUCUUCUACAGCAAACCUCGAGCCCAGCUCCGUCUGAUAGAGUAGCCACUGAUGGUGGCGUGGUGGCCUUGACCCUUGACCUCGCAGUUCAACCAGGUGCAGAGGGAAGUCGUCGGCGUGCUCGUCGAUACAUGCCAGGGGAUUCUGCAGGGAGCCGCAAAAAUAGUGAACGUUUCCGUACUCAACCCGUUACAGCCUGUGAGAUAAAGGACAGCUGCGGAAUAAUGGACGAUGAAAUUCAAGACAACUCACAAAUGGAUGUAAAGACCGAUGACAGAGCCAAGAUGAGUGUAGCUGCCAAGAUGUCUCUGUUUAAAGAGUUGGAAAAGACAUCUUCUGCUGAGGCUUCCUCGUUCCUCAAACCUCGCUCCAGUAACAGUUUUCACGAGCGCAGAGUUCGCCGUAACAACGAUGCUCGUGCACUCACUCAACCAAUCACCUUUGAGGAAACAGCGAUGGCAGCGAGCCCACAGCGGGGUGAGGCAGGUGAGACUGAGCCUGGGGUGGAGGAUGAUGCUGGCACCAAACUGUCGAUGAGUGAGAAACUGGCUCUCUUCAACAAACUGUCUCAGCCCAUGCUGGGUGCUGUGGGGGGUCCGGCGAGAGACGGCAGCCCUCUAGAGGCCGCGGAGAGACGCAGACAGAAGGGUGCGCGUUACCGCACGCAGCCCAUCACCGUGGAUGAGGUCAAUUUGCUUCAGAAAGGGCCUGUUGAGCUUCCUCGUCUUCAUCUGGCACCUCACCUCUCUGACCGACAGCAGGCUGAGUCCAUCAAUCUGAAGCCCAGUGAAGUGCGUCUCUCUGGGCAGGACUGGGCUUCCUCCUCUGAACUCACCCCAUCACCCCAUCUAAAGCCUGCAUCAGACAGCAGCUCCCAGAAUGCAGUGCAGAUUAAAAGCAUCUUGAAAAAGAGCUCUUCGGAGGGAGUGGUGUGGAGGAGUGAAAGCAGAGACAGGGAUAACCUGAACGGACACGGCCUGGAGAGGAGAGAGAGAGAGGUGAUAGAGGAGAGACAGAUGACACCCGUGGAUCAGUCCCCAGCUCCUCUCUCCAGCGCUCCCUGGAGGCAGAGGGCGAGGAAGGAAGCCUCUGUAAGCUCUGGCAGAACACGCAGAUCUGCUCCAAAGCAUGAGGAACGUCCGUCUCUAUCAGAGGACCUCCAGAUCACCGAACAGAGUGACAGGCUGACAGACUCAAAAGAAGCUGAGAAAGAAGAGGAAAAGCAAAAUGCUAUGGAAAGGUGCAAUAUCAGUCAAAGCAGUGAGCCACAGGACGACAAUCUCACUACAGCCGAGUUUCAUCCCCAAACUCAGUGCUGGGAGCCUGUGUUUUCCUCGGUGUAUUCUCGUUCAAGCUCCACGCCUCAAUACGUGAUGUGUUUCAAUGAGAGGACUCUUUCUUAUGAAGCUCAGGAGGUUUCCACAACCACUCAAACCCAACCACAGGUGACAGAGAGAGUCGAGACAAGCUGUGAGGAGGAAGACUCUCCCAAACUCAUCUUUACAGAAACACAAACUGUUUGUGCCAGUGAAGUCCAAGAGUGUCAGAUGUUUGGUGCUGAGAUGACCUCUGAACCCUCUUCACCUCCAGUCUGUUCGACAACUGAAGGAGACACAGAGCCGGACCUGAGCACCCUCUGUCAGACCAACACACCGAUUUUGAGCUCAGCUGUAGCCGAGCACAGGCGCUCCGUUCGGCCGUCCCGCAGGACCCAGGGUUCGAGGAAUCCAUUACGUGCUCUCGCUGCUCGAGAAGACAUCCAGCAGGAUUUCAUGCAGUCUGAAGAAAACAGCGAAAUGGAGAAUAAUACAGCUAUGAAAAAUUCUAACUGCACCCCAGCUGUCGUCUCUACCUCUGGGAAAGGGAGCAGACCCACAGUGCCAUACAAUGAACUUAUGCUCAUCCAGGUUAAAGGGUGGAGGCAGGUGCAGGUGCGGUUGGUGGAGCCGGUGUCACGGUCUCUUAACAGCGGUGACUGCUUUCUGCUGGUCACACCUUCACACUGCUUCCUCUGGACGGGCAAACUCUCCAACACCGUUGAGAGAGAAAAGGCGUCUGAAAUGGCCUCAGUGAUUGUGACCCAGAGGGAUCUGGGUUGUCAGGCAACAGGUGUUGUUCACCUGGAUGAAGGUGUAAAUACAGACAGCCUGCAGGCAGCAGAGUUCUGGAACCUUCUCAGGGGACAGACCCAGUAUAAAGACAGUGCAGAGGAUGAUGAACAUUACGAGAGAGCCAUAUCAGAGUCAAACUGUAUUUAUAGGCUGCAGGGGGACAGACUCAGUCCUCAUGAGCAGGGCUGGGCUGUCGUACCGGACCUCAGUCUUCUCAGCUCCUCUCAGACUCUGCUGUUUGACUUUGGCAGUGAGCUCUAUUUGUGGCACGGGAAAGACGUGGGCCCCAGCGAGAGGAAAGUGGCCCUUCAGCUGGCUCAGCAGGUUUGGGACGGAGCGUAUGACUACAGCAACUGCAGGAUCAACCCUCUGGAUCCCUCUGGUGGCAGUGAGCAUAUUCACACGCAGGGUAUUGGACGGCCAGACUGGGCGCUUUUUGGCCGCGUGUUUGACCAAAACGAGACGAUACUGUUUAAAGAGAAGUUUGCAAACUCGUUUGAACAGACCACUGUGAAUAAAAAGAACAUUGCUCCAUCCAUACAAGAGGAGGUGAAGGUGAGGAUACGGAUAUACACUAAUUUAAUUUUUAUAUUGUCUUGUGUCUUUUCUCCAGACCCCUCACAGGAGUCAUCUGAGCAGUGGUCAUGUGAUGCCAGAGCUCUCUUGGGCGGAGUCUGUCUCUCAGGGGUGUCUCAGGUUGUUCUGGAUGGUGUGGAUGUACGAAGGGGACGGGACACGGUCACUCUGAGUGAUGGCCGGCAGGCGGAGUUAUGCACUCUUGCAGUGAAAGCGUGGCUUAUUUCCGACGGUGUGGAGUGUGAGGUUUCCUCAGAGAGCUUUGGACAGUUUCAUGAGGACAGCACAUAUGCUGUAUGCUGGACGUACAGCCUCACAGUUUUAGGAGGUCAAAUGUCAAUAGGUCAGGAACGAUCUGCUCUUUUUAUCUGGAAGGGGCGUCAUUCCAAUAUCAGUGGGCAGGACCUGUCACCAGCACUGACCAAUCAGUGUAGUUCUCAGGUGUUCAUAACAGAAGGGGAGGAGCCGCCCUGUUUUCUGCAGUUGUUCCAGGGAGGACUGGUCAUUUAUAGACAACAGCAAAGCAGAGACACAGGAGGCUGGCGUCUGUUCUGUGUGAGGGGUGACGUCCCAGUGGAGGGCAGUCUGUUGGAGGUACAGUGCUCCUGCUCCGGUCUGAGGUCUCGUGGCUCACUGAUCUUGUUAAACAGCCAGCAGGGGGCGAUCUACCUGUGGCACGGCUGCAAAGCCCACAGCAAAGCACGUCAGGUGGCCAAACAGACCGUCCAACGCCUCACACAAAUGUGCCCACCUGAGCUGAGUCUGAGAACUGGCAGCUUUAUGAAUGUCCAGGAAGUGGAGGAGGGGAAAGAGCCAGCGGAUUUCUGGAAUGCUAUCGGACCACAGGACAGGAAGUCAUAUGACUGCAUGCUACAAGAUCCUGGUAAAUUUAAUUUUACCCCCCGCCUUUAUCACCUGAGUGCCCAGUCAGGAACUUUCGUAGGGGUGGAGCUUAUUAGCCCCUCCCACGUGAAUGGUGUCAUUACAGCAAUGCCCUUCCUCCAGGAUAAGUUAUAUGCCGUGCCACAUCCAGCACUGUUCCUGCUGGAUAACUAUCUAGAGGUGUAUUUAUGGCAAAGUUGUGAAUCUUCGGUCUCACAGCGCUCUCACUGGGACAAAGAGAAGAAGUGUGCCAUGGAGACCGCUUUACAGUACUGCAAAGAGAGGAAUCCCAGGCGGCCUCCCAUGGCGUAUCUUAUCGAUGAAGGGGCGGAGCCUCUCACCUUUACUAAUAUAUUCCCUUCAUGGGACAUGAGACUGACACAGGAAGCACAGGACUGCACGGCGUGUAAAAAGCUAACUUUGGUGCAGGAUGCUCUAGCUGCUGUUAAUAAGACCCAGUUCCCCCUCAAAGAUCUGCUGAAGAGACCUUUACCCGAAGGAGUGGAUCCUUUACACCUGGAGAACUACCUGUCUCAGCACGAUUUCAAGGUUGCUUUGGGAAUGACAUGGAACGACUACAACUGUCUAUCAGAUUUACAGAAAAUGGACCUGAAGAAAAGUAAAGGACUUUACUGAGUGUCAGCAGCAUUUUAAAGAUGUGUUUGUAAGAUGGCACUCAUGUGUACAGUGUAACUGUGAGUGUGUUAAACAGUGAGUGUGAGUGUGUGUCCUUUCAGUCCGCUGCUUUUUUUAAUGCCUAUUGUCCAGCGCUCGUUUUGGCCAAAAGCUUUCUACUCAAAGCUAGACAGAACUGUUUUACUCUGACUUUGAGAAAUAGCGGUCGUGUUUUUCUUUUCUUCCCUCCCUUCCUCCACUGCAGCUGUUUCUCCUCCCUCUUUCUUCAUCUCUCCCUGUCUGCCUCCUCUCUCCACACAAAGCAGCACAUGUGAGGUCCGAUUGUUUCACUGAACUUACAGCUGAAUUUAGUAAUGUUUAUUUUAAAAUAAAAAUAUCAUGACAUCUUUUCGCUGUGAAACAUUUAUUCACCUUUACAAAUCUCAAAUGCAUAAACCGUUUGAGAAUCAGAGAACAAACAGAGAAACAAACAAGAAAUGUCAGUAACAAAGUUGCUCCGAGAGGAAAUGAAAAGAGGAAAUACUCAAUCAAUAACUGAAUGUGCAAUAUAUUCUUAGCAUCGAAACUUGAAAUUUGAAUAUAAUACAUGAAAUGAGAGAGUCUUGAAUGUGUGUGGCUGUUGAAAGUGUGGUGGGGGUUGAGGGAAGGAAUUAGUGUGGAUUUAGACUUCAUGUGACUCUGGUGAAAAAUGACAUGCCAUGGCUAGAUAGCAGGUGAACAAAAGAAUGUAAGUUUUACUUGCUGCAAACUGUUCACAACCAGCUAGUCAACUGUUCAAAAGUUUGGGGUUUUAUUUGAGAAAUAAAAAUGUUUCUUCGGGAUGCAUUAAAUGGAUCAAAAAUGACAGUAAAGACGUUAAUAAUUACAAAAGAUUUCUAUUUCAAAUAAAUACUUCGAUAUUUCAAUGCUAAAUACUAAAAUACCUCAAAAUAUAUGUAAAUUAUUUUAAUCCCUCAAAUAAAUUGUUUACAUAAUUUACAGUGGUUUUGAUCAAAUAAAUUCAGCCUUGGUGAGCAUAGGAGGCUUUGUUAAAAAAAUGUUAAAACAUAAUAUUACUGACCCCAAACCUUUGAAUGGUAGCGUGCACAUCAUGAGAGGGAAAAAAAGUAGAGAAUGUACAAAUACGAAAGUGCUGUAGGAGAAUUUUGUCAUUAAUUAGUUACUUCAUGUUGUGCUUUGUUUGUCUUAAGAGCAAAAUGUAAGAUAUUUUUUGGAUGACAACCAGGAGGCUUGUGAUUGUCCCAUUGACUGUAAAUAA
This is a messenger RNA of Puntigrus tetrazona (Sumatra barb), 6197 nucleotides long. RefSeq names its product supervillin c (gene svilc). NCBI's taxonomy places the organism in Eukaryota, Metazoa, Chordata, Actinopteri, Cypriniformes, Cyprinidae. The record is from RefSeq and is a predicted model, not a curated record. The transcript has 31 exons. Gene Ontology annotation, molecular function: actin filament binding; phosphatidylinositol-4,5-bisphosphate binding. Gene Ontology annotation, biological process: actin filament severing; cytoskeleton organization; actin polymerization or depolymerization. Gene Ontology annotation, cellular component: actin cytoskeleton; cytoplasm. The coding region runs from base 308 to 4939 and encodes 1543 amino acids.